GGGGCGGAGACUUCGGGCCCGGCUGGCGGGCGGCGCCGGGAGCGCGGGGGCGGCGGGCCCGGGACGAGCAUGUAGCGGCUGCUGGCGGCGGGUCUCCCGGGGCGGGCCGGGCGGGCCGCGGGAGCCGCACGCGGCGAUAUGGAAGAGGAGAGCAAGAAAGGCAAGAAGCCUGGAAUUGUCUCGCCAUUUAAACGAGUAUUCCUAAAAGGUGAAAAGAGUAGAGAUAAGAAAGCCCAUGAGAAGGUGACAGAGAGGCGCCCUCUGCACACUGUGGUGUUGUCAUUGCCUGAGCGCGUCGAGCCAGACAGACUGCUGAGCGACUAUAUUGAGAAGGAGGUAAAGUAUUUAGGUCAGUUAACGUCCAUACCAGGAUACCUGAAUCCCUCCAGUAGGACUGAAAUCCUGCAUUUCAUAGACAAUGCAAAGAGAGCCCACCAGCUUCCGGGACACUUGACUCAGGAGCACGAUGCUGUGCUCAGCCUGUCUGCGUACAACGUCAAGCUGGCCUGGAGGGACGGGGAGGAUAUCAUCCUCAGGGUGCCCAUCCAUGACAUCGCCGCUGUCUCCUAUGUUCGGGAUGACGCUGCGCACCUGGUGGUCCUGAAGACAGCCCAGGACCCAGGGAUCUCCCCCAGCCAGAGUCUGUGUGCGGAAAGUUCCAGAGGCCUCAGUGCAGGCUCCCUGUCGGAGAGUGCAGUUGGGCCGGUGGAGGCAUGCUGCCUGGUCAUCCUGGCUGCAGAGAGCAAGGUUGCUGCGGAGGAGCUUUGCUGUCUGCUAGGCCAGGUCUUCCAGGUUGUUUACACGGAGUCCACCAUCGACUUUCUGGACAGAGCGAUAUUUGAUGGGGCCUCUACCCCCACCCACCACCUGUCCCUGCACAGCGCCAGCCACGUGACCUCUUCCACAGUCACAUCUUCCUUUGACUCUCAGCUUCCUCUGCAUUUCGGGACUCUUGAAAUCACAUUGAGCCCACCCAAAUUCUCCAGGGUCAUCUCCCUAUUUCAAGAUGACUCUUCUACAAAAGUGGACAUUAAGGAGACCUACGAGGUGGAAGCCAGCACUUUCUGCUUCCCUGAAUCCGUGGAUGUGGGUGGUGCGUCACCCCACGGCAAGACCAUCAGUGAGAGUGAGCUGAGCGCCAGUGCCACUGAGCUGCUGCAGGACUACAUGCUGACGCUGCGCACCAAGCUGUCGUCGCAGGAGAUCCAGCAGUUUGCAGCGCUGCUGCACGAGUACCGCAAUGGGGCCUCUAUCCAUGAGUUCUGCAUCAACCUGCGGCAGCUCUACGGGGACAGCCGCAAGUUCCUGCUGCUUGGUCUGAGGCCCUUCAUCCCUGAGAAGGACAGCCAGCACUUCGAGAACUUCCUGGAGACCAUUGGCGUGAAGGAUGGCCGCGGCAUCAUCACUGACAGCUUUGGCAGGCACCGGCGGGCCCUGAGCACCACAUCCAGUUCCACCACCAACGGGAACAGGGCCACGGGCAGCUCUGAUGACCGGUCGGCGCCCUCAGAGGGGGAUGAGUGGGACCGCAUGAUCUCGGACAUCAGCAGCGACAUUGAGGCACUGGGCUGCAGCAUGGACCAGGACUCAGCAUGAUGGACAGUGCAUGGCGGGGGCACCCACACCUUCCGCACAGUUGUCGUAGGCCUUCCCAGAAGGAGCUGCCCAUACCUGCGUGUCAGCCCUUGGUGGUGGCCAGGGGGAGGCUCCAGGCGCAGAUGGCCCCGGGCGGCCCAGGUCCUCUACUGUGAAGGAGCAGGGAGCUGCCGAGGGACACGAGCCCCAGUGCGGGGUGGAAGGCUCUUUGCCUUGUCCACCAGGGCUCAGCCAAGCCCUGCAGCGUGUCCCCACUCGGGGAGGGCCUGGCCGAGCUGGCAGGGAGAGCCAGUCCUGUCGGCUGGGCCCUUGGACAGCUGUCAGUUUUGCACAUGAUGUUCCUAUUGUAACUCUCAGAGACCUUAAAAAGAAGUUUACUGCAAUGUGAAUAAUUUAA
Messenger RNA from Symphalangus syndactylus (siamang), 1993 nucleotides. It is a transcript of the gene CCM2, whose product is annotated as CCM2 scaffold protein. The record is from RefSeq and is a predicted model, not a curated record. Gene Ontology annotation, biological process: vasculogenesis; heart development. NCBI's taxonomy places the organism in Eukaryota, Metazoa, Chordata, Mammalia, Primates, Hylobatidae.